Messenger RNA from Malurus melanocephalus (red-backed fairy wren), 2658 nucleotides. It is a transcript of the gene EMCN, whose product is annotated as endomucin. The transcript has 12 exons. Bases 136 to 930 code for a protein of 264 amino acids. Lineage: Eukaryota; Metazoa; Chordata; Aves; Passeriformes; Maluridae. The record is from RefSeq and is a predicted model, not a curated record.
AAUGGGCAGUGACCAGGCACAGGCUCCACACACCUUUUUCCAUGGAGUAAUUAAGGCCUGCCUCAGAGUGAGCAAGCACUCCCUGCCCAGCUGCAUAGGGGAGAGCUGRCAGCACUACCACCACUACCAGCAAGCAUGAAGCUCCUGGGAACUGCCUUCUUUCUCCUUGCUGUACUCUGUGUUUGCACUGUAGGAGAAGACAUUCCAGCCUCUGCUGUCAAUGCAACCACUACUGCAGUAACACCAAAAGCUGUAACAGAACCUGUGAGUACAACAACUUCACCAACAACAACAUUGCAAGUGUCAGUGCAGACAACAGCUGCAGUCAGCACUGCAAAUGAAACCAUCACAACGAACCCAACGUCCCCCUCCACAAGUGCCACAACGGAAACAACACAAGGUACAGCACAGCAACCAGUGGUGACUUCAGCAGCAAAUAGGAAUUUCAGCACAACAAUCACCACACAAGCAAGUGGAACACAAUUGGCACAAAAUGAGAGUUUGGAGGCUUCACCUACUGUGGGAUCAUCUUUUCUGUCUACAGUCUCUCCAGAAAGAAACACUUCUGUCUCUGGAACUUCAGGUCUUCCUGUGAGUUCUUCAACAAAUUCAACAAAUUCAGCUUCUGGAAGUCCUAAAAGCAGUUUUGGAGACCAGACUAAACAAGGGAGUGAUAUCCGCUAUUCUAAUGUUAUCUUGCCUAUUGUCAUCACCCUGAUAGUCAUUACCCUCUCUGUCUUCUCACUGGUGGCUUUGUACAAAAUGUGCCAGAAGAAAACUCCAGAGAGACAAGAGAACGGCGCUGAACAGGCCCAGUCAGAUAAAGAAGGAGUCAAACUUCUUUCUGUGAAGACAACUUCUCCUGAGACUGGAGAGCACUCAUCUCAUGGGAAGAAUAAAACUCGACAACUCUUUGCAUCUCAGCAAUAAAUAUAUGUGAAGCAGCCUGUUUUAUCACAACAUUCAGGAACAUCCCAGCAAAGUUGCAUUUCAACGGGAAAUGUGGAGUAGCUGAAGCUUUUUACCAUCAAGACAUUUGCGUUAAUGACCAGGUUCUGACUUCUAAAUCUCAACCAUCUCCUGUCCCUCCUGGAAUGACAUGYAAUUUUUUUGAAGGCUUAAUAACUGGUAUAUCAUAUGUAUUUAUUAUUUUCACAUAUAGUAAAAGCARGGAAACAAGGUUGAAGAGAAUGUAAAAACAAGAAGGGUGAACAUAAUGUAAAAAUUAGGUGAUGUUUGCAUAGUAGCUCUUAAAAAUGUUUCCUGCACACACAGGAAGGAAUUGUAAGUCAGCAUACUUUGUUGAACUUGUGGUAGCUAGGAAUCUUUUAAUUGUAUGUAGCAAAACACAAACAGGRCCUGACCCUUGAAACAGGCCUGGGCAAAGAGCCACUAUGAAAAUUAAUUCAGUGAUUUACAUGAGACUCCUCACUCUAGCACAUGCUUUGCUUGUCAUAAAUGUUUACAGGGUGGGAUGCCUGGCUGAGAAGCUGAAGUGUGUGCUUUUUUUUCUGUGAAGGAAGGAAUAUAGCACUGAGGCUCUUUGAAAUUCUGUAAAUUACUGAAUAUAAUGCUUGUAAAGUAGCAGGAAAGUGUUGGUUUUCACCUGUUCCUUGGGUAACUGCAUUAUGUGUGCUACAAAUACGACUCCCACACAGCCUGGGGCACACAGUGGGAAUCAGCAAGGUAAGCAAUUUCACAGAUGAACUUUCUUCCCUGUGUUCUGAGUAAUGCAUGGGAUUCCUGUGGGUUAUUGAACAACUCUGGAAGUUUAGAGAGUGUUUCAAGUGCUGAUUACAGACACUCUUCAUUUGUACAGGGCUGGCAGUUCCAAAAUACCAAGUAGUGCUUCUACCUGCAUGUACCCUAUCUUUCUAGAACUAUGAAUGUUUGAAAAUUAAAUUGCUGUGAGCAUCUGCUCAGUCUCAAUCCACUGACUGGUAGCAUUCCAAGAACUUCCACUGUUUUAUUGGGGAAGGGAAAGAAGACAACUGGUGGUUUAAAUGCAGGGCCAAGAUCCAGGACAAGCAUCUAAGUUUUGAUACCUAUUGAUACCAUGUUUUUGAGGAAGCUCCCUUCUCUGAAAUACUAAAAGUUGCCUGGCCCUGCGGUAAGAGAUUGAGCAGAUUAUUUAGCUCAUGUCCAUAGACAAAUCUGAAAAGUGUUCCUUUCCCUGUGCUUGGCCAUUGCUCUUGCUUCCACUUUGGUGGGUCUGAUACCCUUCUGACUUAAUAGCACCCUGAGAGACUUUUGAUGAAGCUCCAUAAAAGAUGGGGAACAAGUUGUGUCCGUGCUGCAGCUGAACUUAGGUGGUUCAUUCAGGUAUUYCUGGGUCACUUGUGUUCCUCAGGAGCAGAGAAGUCUUGGAUGCCUGCUUUUGAAAGGUCAGACCAUCUAAAAUACACUAUUUGACAUCUGCAACUAUUCUGGUUCCUGACUGAUGAAGGUUUCCUUCAAAAAAAAAGUCAUUGUGGAUUUUCAUGUUGAUUAAAAACUCAAAGUAUUUUGUAGUAUGUUGUACCAUAGUGAAAGGACAGUAGAAAAAAAGUGGAGAAAGAUUGUGAAAUAUGUUUGUGUUUUUGUGCAAAAUCUGUUCAGAAACUACCAUGUUGUGUCAAGAAAAAGAAAAUUACUGCCUAUUAAAAUUUAUUAUCUUUA